UGAGGUCCUAUCAGGGAAAAUUACUUUGGAGAUCAGGAGAAAGUUGAUCCCAUUUUGUGUUUCAGUAGAAAACCCAGAGAAAAUGCAUACUGAAUACCCAGCAGAGGAAGGAAGAAGAAAAGCUCCUCAUGGUGCUCACCCUGAGGCCACAGAAUUAAAAAAUGGACAGAAGAACCUGGAGGAAGAAGCGGUCAGUUUGCACGAUCAGUGCCAGUGUUUCAGGGACUUCCAGUAUGAGGAGGCCCAGGGACCCCGAGCGCUUUGCAGCCAGCUCCACCACCUUUGUGCUCAAUGGCUGAAACCAGAAAGGAGCACAAAAGCUGAGAUGCUGGACCUGGUGGUCCUCGAGCAGUUCCUGGCCAUCCUGCCCCUGGAGAUGAAGAGCUGGGUGCGGGAGUGCGGAGCAGAGACCAGUUCCCAGGCAGUGGCCCUGGCCGAGGGCUUCCUGCUGAGCCAAGGAGAGGAAACAAAACAGGAAAAAUUGCAGGCCCAGGGAUCCCUCAUGGGAGUGAUCUCUGAAAGCCCCAAGGCAGGACAGCAUCCAUCUCAGGAGCUAAUCUUCAACCGGAUUUCCCAAGAAGGUCCAAGUCAGAACCUCUUAACAGGGAACAAAACAGCGUCGCUGGUAUUUGCAGAAUCGUCUCCUUUUGAUAAAGCAGAAACAACAUCUGUGCCUGUAGCUCUGAGUCAUGUAUCCUUCCAGGAAGUGGCUGUCUUUUUCACUGAAGAAGAGUGGACCCUACUGGAUCCCCAUCAAAAAGCUCUGCAUGGGGAGGUCAUGCUGGAGAAUUCAAGGAAUGUAACUUCUCUAGGUGAUGGGCAAGAAAAUAAGAAUAAUGAGAAGACAAAGAUGUGGCCAUUUCAAACAGUCAGGUACGAAGGGCAAGAGGAGAUGUUUCAAAAUACAUGGAGACCAGAACAAUGUGGGGACAACCAAUCAAGCAGUCGGGGUGAGGAGUUCUCGGCUACUCAAACUGUGGAAAUACAGGACUUCCUGAUCCAAGAAAAUCACAAGGGAAAGAAAAAGGGAGAGAAUCCAGGGCAUGCAGGACUAUUCAUAGAUAAACCUGAUAGAAGCCAACAUUGCCGAAUCCACACAAAACAGAAAGCUUAUGAAUGCAGAGAGCAUGUAAAGAACUAUUAUCAGAACUUCCCUCUGACUUUAUAUCCGAGCGUUUCCACAGAAAACAAACCAUAUAAAUGCGUGGAGUGUGGGAAAAACUUCAGUCACUCCAGUUCUCUUACGUCCCAUAAAAGGAUCCACACAGGGGAGAAGCCAUACAAAUGCAUGGAGUGUGGAAAGAGCUUUAGACGGAAUACUGACCUGACAUCUCAUAAAAGGGUCCACACAGGGGAGAAACCAUUUAAAUGUAUGGAGUGUGGAAAGAGCUUUACUAUGAGCAGUAAUCUUACGUUGCAUAAAAGGAUCCACACAGGUGAGAAACCAUUUAAAUGCAUGGAGUGUGGAAAGAGCUUUAUUCAAAGAGGUCACCUUACUUGCCAUAUGAGGAUCCACACAGGGGAGAAACCCUAUAUGUGCAUGGAGUGUGGAAAGUGCUUCAGAUGGAGCAGCCACCUGCCCAACCAUAUGAGGAUCCACACAGGGGAGAAACCAUAUAAAUGUAUGGACUGUGGAAAGUGCUUCAGAGACCGCAGUGCCUUUCAGUCCCAUAGAAGGAUCCACACAGGGGAGAAAUCCUUAAAGUGCAUGGAAUGUGGGAAGACUUUCAGGGGGAGUACUGAUCUUACAAUUCAUAAAAGGAUCCACACAGGGGAGAAACCCUAUAAAUGCCUUGAGUGUGGAAAGAGCUUCAGUAGGAGCAGUCACCUUUCUUCCCAUAAAAACAUCCACCCGGGUGAGAAGCCAUUUAAAUGUAUGGAGUGUGGGAAGAGCUUUACUCAGAGCUGUUACCUUACCUACCAUAAAAGGAUCCACACAGGGGAGAAACCCUAUAAAUGCCUGGAGUGUGGAAAGAGCUUCAGCAGGAGCAGUCACCUUUCUUCCCAUAAAAACAUCCACCCCAGGGAGAAACCAUUUAAAUGUAUGGAGUGUGGAAAGAGCUUUACUCAGAGCUGUUUCCUUAUUUCCCAUAAAAGUAUCCACAUCAGGGAAAACCCAUAAAAAUACUGGGAGUGUUCUGUAUCUUGUAGUUUUUAAAUUUUUGCAAGCUGCCUUGAGUGUUUACAGAAAUAGAAAGGCACGGUAUAAAUGUAAUAAUGAAUAAAAAAAUAAU
This is a messenger RNA of Candoia aspera, 2234 nucleotides long. Its product is annotated as zinc finger protein 253-like. The coding region runs from base 83 to 2122 and encodes 679 amino acids. Gene Ontology annotation, biological process: regulation of DNA-templated transcription. Lineage: Eukaryota; Metazoa; Chordata; Lepidosauria; Squamata; Candoiidae. The record is from RefSeq and is a predicted model, not a curated record. The transcript is spliced from 5 exons.